Molecule: messenger RNA, 939 nt
Organism: Elgaria multicarinata webbii
Lineage: Eukaryota; Metazoa; Chordata; Lepidosauria; Squamata; Anguidae
Product: olfactory receptor 10V1-like
Exons: 1
Coding region: 1-939 (312 amino acids)
Biological process (GO): G protein-coupled receptor signaling pathway
Cellular component (GO): membrane
Molecular function (GO): G protein-coupled receptor activity; olfactory receptor activity
Source: RefSeq, a predicted model, not a curated record
AUGGCGUAUGGAAACCAAACCGAGUUCCAUUUCCAUCCCUUCUCGACACUGCCUGAAAUACAGUUGACCAUUUUCCUGUUCUUUCUGUCCCUCUACAUACUCAGCCUCUGCGGGAAUGCAGCCGUGCUGCUUAUUGUCUAUGCUGACCACAUCCUCCAGAACCCCAUGUAUUUUUUCUUGGGCAACCUGGCUGCUCUGGAGAUCUGCUACUCUUCAACCAUAGCCCCACUGGCCCUGGCCCACCUUCGGUCCAGGACAAAGGCCACCAUCUCCUUAAGUGGGUGUGGCACCCAGAUGUUCUUCUUUGUCUUCCUGGGAGGGGCUGACUGUGUCCUGCUGGCUGUCAUGGCGUAUGACCGCUACGUGGCCAUAUGCCAUCCACUGCGCUACACAGUCAUCAUGAGCAAAGCUGUCUGCACAUGCCUUGUAGCCGCAUCCUGGCUGCUGGGAUUCCUGUUGUCCCUACAGCUGACCAUCCUGAUCUUCCACCUACCCUUCUGUGGCAGUAACGAAAUCAAUCACUUCUUCUGCGAUAUUCCAGCCAUCCUGAGGUUGGCUUGCAGUGACACCCAUAUCCACCAGGCUGCCCUCUUCAUCGUUAGCGUCAUCAUCCUGACCGUACCCUUCCUUCUGAUCUGUAUUUCCUAUGCCUUCAUCGUGGUGGCCAUUUUGAAAAUCCGCUCUGCUGAAGGACAGCAACGAGCCUUCUCCACUUGCUCUUCCCACCUGAUGGUUGUCCUCUUACAGUACGGCUGCUGCACUUUCAUCUACUUACGCCCCAGCUCCAGCUACUCACCAGAGGAAGGCCGAGUGGUGUCUGUGUUUUACACAUUCGUUACUCCGCUAUUGAACCCUCUGAUUUACAGCAUGAGAAACAAAGAGCUGAAGGAUGCAUUGAGCAGAGCCUUUAGGAGAAGAGUGCUUUCCCAGAAAAAAUGA